This is a messenger RNA of Branchiostoma belcheri (Belcher's lancelet), 1405 nucleotides long. RefSeq names its product citron Rho-interacting kinase-like. Gene Ontology annotation, molecular function: ATP binding; protein serine/threonine kinase activity. Gene Ontology annotation, cellular component: cytoplasm; cytoskeleton. The transcript has 8 exons. The record is from RefSeq and is a predicted model, not a curated record. The annotation marks the transcript as partial. NCBI's taxonomy places the organism in Eukaryota, Metazoa, Chordata, Leptocardii, Amphioxiformes, Branchiostomatidae. Gene Ontology annotation, biological process: actomyosin structure organization; peptidyl-threonine phosphorylation.
UGAGACAGUAUGCUUCUAUUUGCAUCUGAGGGAGUUUUGUGCUACUUGGGUUUUCAUAGAAUAAGAAAGAAAGAAAAUAAUAAGGAUUUUAAUGGCGUGCAACGAGUAAUACAAUAGUAACAGUUUAAAUUAGCAACAAUUGUAUUUAAUAUGACAGUAUUAUGUUGCAGGCGCUAUGGUUGACUAUACGCAGCCUCCCCUCUGUCUCACGAGUGGUAUUAUCCCAGUCGCCCAAUCCUUACCGAGCAUUAGCGCGCGCUCGAACAAACCGUUCUGCAGGUAAUCGACAGAUGUCCAUGGAGGGAUUGAUGAUAGUAAAUAGAUAUGAGUGAAGCUAAGGAAGGCAGGCAUGAUGCCAUCUCCUCCCGGCUGGCCAGGCUGAACCAGCUGCUCAUGGGGAAAGGUCUUCCCAGGACAGGAACAUCAGUGCCUCACAAAGACGCCUUGCUGGACUCCUUCUUGGUACUCCUGGAGGAGUGCAGCUCAGAUGUUCUGGUCAAAGAUAACAAACAUGUAUCUGACUUUGUUAAAAAAUUCAAGGACAGGGCCAAGGAAGUACUGAAUCUACGUCCUUCCCUGAGUGACUUUGAGACGAAGACAGUGAUAGGACGUGGACAUUUUGGUGAAGUACAGUUGGUUCGUGAACGCUGCACAGGAGACAUCUAUGCCAUGAAGGUCCUGAAGAAGUCAGACAUCCUCUCCCAGGAAAGUGUGGCAUUUUUUGAGGAAGAACGUGACAUCAUGGCGAGGGCCACCAGUCCGUGGAUCACAUCCCUGCAGUACGCCUUUCAGGACAGGACCAGUCUGUACCUGGUCAUGGACUUCCACCCUGGAGGAGACCUGCUGAACCUGCUCGGCCGCCAUGAUGAUGUGUUUGAGGAGAAGAUGGCUCAGUUCUACCUGGCAGAGAUGGUGCAGGCCAUCCACUGUCUUCAUCUCAUGGGAUAUGUUCACAGAGAUGUGAAACCAGACAACAUUCUGAUUGACAGAACUGGGCACAUCAAGCUUGCAGACUUUGGAUCUGCUGCUAGGAUUUCCAGACACCAAACUAUUGAAGCCAGGAUGCCUGUGGGCACUCCAGACUACAUUGCCCCUGAAGUGUUAACAAGCAUGAAUGGCUCCAGGCAGGACUAUGGAGUUGGCUGUGACUGGUGGUCUCUGGGAGUUGUAGCUUAUGAGAUGUUGUAUGGAGACACGCCCUUUUCUGAUGAAUCUGUGGUGAAGACUUACAGCAACAUCAUGAAUCACAAGGUUUCAUUGAAGUUCCCUGCUGAGACAAGAGUCAGCAAAGAGGCAAAGGAGUUGAUCCAGUGUUUGUGUUGUGAGGCCAAAGACCGCCUGACUUACGAAGAAAUCACAUGCCUGCCCUUCUUUACUGGAGUGAACUGGACCAACCUCAGAGACU